Messenger RNA from Gordionus sp. m RMFG-2023, 2484 nucleotides. Its product is annotated as pleckstrin homology domain-containing family G member 7-like. Gene Ontology annotation, molecular function: guanyl-nucleotide exchange factor activity. Bases 387 to 2360 code for a protein of 657 amino acids. Gene Ontology annotation, biological process: Rho protein signal transduction. Lineage: Eukaryota; Metazoa; Nematomorpha; Gordioida; Chordodea; Parachordodidae. The record is from RefSeq and is a predicted model, not a curated record. The transcript is spliced from 16 exons.
UAAAAAAAUAUCUUUUGAGUAGACAUUUUGUAAUUUUUUAUAUAAAUUUUAAUUAUUCCUUCAAGAUAAUUUAACAAUUUUCAUGCAGCUAACGUAUAUUUCAAGUCCUUUUUUUGAAGCCAAAAAAUCUAAUAAAGGGAAUUUUGUUUGCUAGUAUUUUUAAUUAAAUAAAAGUUUUAUUUUAUUUUAUAUACAAAGAUAUUCGUUGUUAAGCGAUUUCAUCAAAUCUAUUUUAAACAUUACUGUUUAUAUAAAAGAAAUUUGCCACCCGAAGUGGUUAACCAAUAAAACCAAUAAUAUAAAAUAAUAGGAUAGUAUUAAAAAUGUUUUGUAAAGAAGAAACCCAAAUCUAAUUUAUAUACCGACUAACUUGGAAAUAUUCUGAUAUGCAAAAAUACAAGGGCAUUAUUAACACACAGCAAUCGAAUGAAAGGACUAUAACAGACGACCCACUGGAUUCAGAAAUAAUUUUUCAAUCGUUUAAAGAUUUAGAUCAGAAUACUAACGACCAUAUUUUACUAGAAGAAGAUGAUGAGUUUGAUGACAAGAUUACAAAGGAUGAAGAUAUUUUUAACUUCGAUUUCAAGGAAGAAAAUAAUAACUUAAACGAAAUUCCAGACAACACUCGUCAGAAUUACGUGCAUAAAAUUAAAUCAGUGGUUGAUAAUCAUGGAAUGAAUAAUUAUGUUAGAUCUAAUGCAAAGUCUCAUUCAUUGAGCUAUCCAUUCCAUCGUAGAUUGGCCAUAGCUCCUGAUGAAACGGAAGUAUCAACAAAAUUAAACACGUUCCAUAUCUUUUCACCCUUCUAUGCUAACUGGCAAAAAAAUUGUGACGCUCUUACAUAUUAUAAACGUCGAAAUUCAUUCCCACACCACGUAUCUUGGGAAAGCAUGGAAAGUGGUUACAACACAAAUUACGCAGGGGAUAAUGAUGUCAAGACUGAAAAGUAUAAACAAUGGUCUAUUUUCAAAUUGUUUGACAAAAACGGCAAAAAACAAAAAUCGUCAGUGUCAGAAUUAGAUGAGAUUAUGAACUCUAUCAGAUCAGAAGAAGGUGAUUUCAAAAAUAGUAUGUUACAUUAUAAGAAUCAAGACUGGACUAAGCUUUGGCCUUUGGAAAAUUAUUUUGAAAACGAUUAUAACCUUCUUUGUCAUAAAGACAAGACGUUCCAAUUAAAAAAUGCAAUUUGGGAAUUGUAUACUUUAGAAUCGGAAUUUUAUUUCGACACUCUCCUAGUGCUCAGAAAUGUUUAUAUGUAUUCUUUGAAAGCUAUUCAAGUUGAAGGUUAUCUAAUGGAUGCCGAACCAGAAAUCCUAUUUGGAAAUUUAGAAGAGAUAUGCACAGUUACACAGCAAUUUUGUAAAGACUUAAUAAAAGCUAUCGAAGAGACAAAUUUUGAUCUAAACAGGUUAUAUCCUAGACUUUUGAUUUUAAAUAAGGAUAAAGAGACGGGAAAUCUUAAAAACAAUGCAUAUCACAAAUAUUGCCUUAACUAUUUAAACGCUCUUAAUCAUCUGUACAUAUUACGAUACUUUGGGGAUUUCUGCCAAUAUGAAACUUGGUGUCGGAAUAACCCAAUAUGUAAGAAGAGAAGUUUAUCGGAUUUAUUAAUAUCUCCUGUUCAACAUUUCAUGAAAAUUCCACUGAUUUACAAAAAUAUUCUAAAACGAAGCGAUUCGGAUAUGUUAAAAGAUGGAUUGGGAGAUAUAAUUAACGACUUGGAUAAAUCGUUACAAGCGCUGGAGGAAAAGAUGAAGUGGAUGAAAAAUUACAAACAAUUACAAGAAAUAGACAAUUCUCUAAUUUGGCCUCGUAUAGAGAAUAACAAUAGAUUCGGAAUAUAUUCAGAGGUUAUCAAAAAGCGCAUCAAUGCUAAUAUCAGGCCUCUGAGCAUUGCAAACCCAAGAAGAAGAAUAAUUCAAGAGGGAAAUUUGUCCAUGAUAGAUAUGCAAAGCAAGUGGAUUGAAGUUAGGGUAUUUCUUUUUGAAGAUGUCAUAAUUAUCGCAAAGAUCAAAAAAUCUAUAAAUCGAAAAGAUUUAUCUCCUGGAAAGAAAAAUAAUAACCUCAUCGGUUACGAGGUUUUGAAUCAACUGAUCGAUGUUGAAAGAUUGCUUAUAGACGAUAUCAAAAAUAAUGAGGAAACUUUUAUAGGAAUCAGAAACAUCUUCAUAAUAACACAUCUAUCAAAACAUAAUGAAAUCGUAGCCUCCUAUUUACUUCAAGCUGAAAAUGGGGAAAGCAAGAAAGAAUGGGUGGCAAAAAUAAAACAAGUGCACAAAACAUGGUUCGAAAAUAUUAUGGUUAAAUGCUGCAUGCAGGCCGACAAUUGCAAACCUGAAAACCAAAUCAAUAUACUAUAAAAUUUGAAUAAUGCUUUAUGUAUAUACUAUAUAUUCUCUUAUGAAUUAUCAUUUUAUAACAUUAGAUAUAAUAACAAAUAUAUAAUUUCUUUAAGACCAAUAAAUAUCAAAUAAAAUGAAUCAA